Molecule: messenger RNA, 4907 nt
Organism: Pomacea canaliculata
Lineage: Eukaryota; Metazoa; Mollusca; Gastropoda; Architaenioglossa; Ampullariidae
Product: myb-like protein X
Exons: 8
Coding region: 201-2909 (902 amino acids)
Source: RefSeq, a predicted model, not a curated record
AGAUCUGGAGGCGGGAAUUUAUUCCGGUCCUGUCGUCUUGGAGGUUGGCGACCUGGAAACUACCGUACGAGAACUGGAAGAGAAAAUUUCGCAGAUGGAGAGCGCUGGUGAUCAACUGGCAGAGUCAAUGGAGAAUGCAGCAAUUGGCAAAUGGCAGAGCGUGGAAGGGGAGGAGGCAGUGAAGUCAUGAACUGGUGGACAUGGUGGACCAGAUGCGGAACAUGUUGGUGCAGGCGGCCCACACCAGUGAGUCAGUCCCCAGCGUGCAGCAGGCCAUUCGAGAGGAAGAGACUCAGAAGACCGUUGCGCUUCAGAACUUUGAGAAGGUGUACAGUCAGGCCAUGAAGCUGCAAGUGCAGAUGAACAACCUGCGCGUGAGCCAGCUGGAGCGCAACAAGGAGAUCAUGCUGAUCAAGCGGCAGCUGCUGCUGCAGGAGGUCAACAACGUUCUGCUGCAAGCGCACAUAACUCGCCGCGAGGUGGAGCUGUACCAAUACCGGGAGGCGCGGCGCCACGCGGCUGUCAAGCGCUGGAGCACCUUCUCCACCUCCGAUCGCGCAGGACGCAGUCAGAGUGGCCCAGAGUUUCGUCCACCUUUGCUGCGUAAUAACAGUUUGCGCGAGUCUGACCAGCCGCUGGUCUCUACAACUGCCAAGGCCAAGCAUGACAUUCCAUUAACUUCAGACAAAGAGAUUAGGGUUCCUGCGCUGGGAGUAAAGGUGGAGAAUGGAGAGGUCAGGACGGCCUUCGAGUUGUAUCCCUUUGAGGCUGCUCCCAAAGACAGCAGGGGGCAAGUGGAACGACACCAAGCCUCAUCUGGCUCCGCCCACACCCCCGCCGAGCCGUCCUGUUUCACCCCAACCGUUGUGCAGCAAAUGGACUCCACACACGCGUCGCCCCUGACCUCAACAACGCAAGCCGGCGACACUGCUGCUGGCGCUGGUCAAAGGGCGGCAGUUACUUCCAGGCCUCAAGACGUGCUGCCUCAUCCUAGUGGGCCUGGCAUCGGCAAAGUGGCGAAGGGGUCUCCCACUUUGCUGAGUCGGAAAAACGAUAGAAAUGUGAUUCCAUCUGGAAAUAAUGAGCUUUAUGCCCUGGAGACCGAGACCCCUCGAGCACUCAUUCCACAGCGGCCGGAAGCAGGGGAGGACGACCCCUCGUCUGCUUCUUCGGCCCUGGUUGUUGAUGAAACAUAUUCCCCUACCAAGACUGUGAUGGAAUGUACAGAUUCAGCGUUAGAUGCCGGUCAUCUUCAUGGCACCAGCACUGAAGGUACCGGCGAUGUAGGUAUCAGUAGCAGCAAGCAUCAACCCAAGCCUGUCAGAAGAUCAGUCCAACAACAAAAACACUUUCGUCAACAGAAGGAGGAGAAGGACAACGAUGACCCAGGUAGGAAAGCCACUGGAAAACCCCCGCUGCCCCGGCAAAGCACCCCUCAGUCUCCUCCCACUUCGAAGCGCUCCAAGAGCGUGGGCGACGUGGAUGGCGCAAUGGCGGAGGAUGCUGGAGGCGAGCGGCUGCCUGCUCGUGACGUCAUGAGCCGGCUGGAGAAGUGCGCAACGGUGUGCGAGACUGAGGAGAGGAAGCUAGAGUUCCGAAAGACACCCAGCCCGACACUGCACCUACCGCGCGUGGGGCUCGUGUCUCGCGUCCGUCGUCUGAAGCCCGCUGCUGAACUGCUGCAGGAGAGCCAGCGGUACCGCAGCGGCCACACCGUGUAUGCCACCCGCAUCAUGCAGCGCUAUCUACCGCCUCCACCCGCAAAACCUCCGCCGCCCGGCGGGACAACCGCACAGGGCAAAGAAAACGUUUCGGGGCAAGGCUACGUCCAGGCAAUCGUCCAGAGGCUUUCCCGCGAGGGAACGCCUGCUAGAAGCUUGGGAUCAUCAAGCACCAACUCGUCUUUAUCCCUGUCCUUUCAGAGAACCGAUUCACCUAAGGCGUGUUCGGAGUUCGUCUCGCAUGUCGUACAGAAACUGUCCUCUUCCGGCGGACCAGAACCUCACAAGCCACAUAAGACUCCCUUGAAGGACCUGAGCAACGAAGGGCAAGUCAAGCAGCUGACGCACGUCUUCAGCGCGGACGACGCAUGCGCUCCAGGUGAGCAUCAGCUAUUAGACACGGAUGGUCUGGACAGGAUGGGGAGCGGAGAAGAUGGAGGGGAAUCACUCACUGCCACGCUGCCACCGUCAGUGUCCAGACUGCAUGCCCUACUAGAAGCGAAACCAGACUCAACUAUAAGUCCCACAAGCCAUGCGUCCAUGCCAUCGCUGUCUUCCGACACGGCCGCGCCGCUGCCUGUGGACGUAGGGAGAGCGCGGGCCGCAACGUACAGCGUAAAAGAAGCUGAACGUCCACGAUCUCUGCAGCAACAGUCAGUCAACGGAGAAUCCAUCGAGCUGAUCGGCGAGGACCUUCUCCAUCCAAGGCUUACUCCCGAGGAAGGCGACAGCCAGAAAAUCUCGCCUUCCUCGUCGACCAAGAGCAAGAACGCCUUAUGUUGUCAGUCGUCAUCCUGCACCAAAAGUAAAUGUAGUAGCACAGAUUCCACAAAAGUUAAACUUUCAUCUCCUAAGAGUCAGGAACGGCGGGGUGGGACCGAGAGGAAGGAGACGAUCGGGGUGCUUUGCAAGCAGUCGAUGUCUUUCGACCUGGGGGUCUCGUUAAAGGCUCAGCCAACAGAAGCUGGGACUUGCGUGUCAUCGGAAACAGAGGCCCAUGGCAAAGGUGGAGGAAGUUCGGGGAAGGAUCUAGGAUACGUCGGGGGUCAUCGGGUUCUGAUGGAGAAGGGACAGGCUCUCCUCCACCCUCCUAUGAUGACAAGAAGAAGUCUCGCAACCGGUUUCUGGACUCCAGCUGGUUACAGAAGCCGAAAAAGUUUUUCAAAGUUUCGAAGUGAAACCAAGUGACCGGAACCCUAAGCAGGGGGUAUCUUCAAUCACAGAUACAAACUAAAGAAGCUGGCUCUUGGAAUGGCAGGCAUGGCCUCGACACCGCAUAUCGCUGUGGUCUAGAGGCAGAACUGUGAGCCCGUCGACUGCUGAUUAUCAACACACGGGAAACGAGGUUUGACCUCAGGAGAACGAAAAUCUAGAGGAUAAAGGAACGAAAAAUACAUGGUCACAGAAAGAAAAUAUCCAUGAAAUGAAAAGACCAAGGAAAUUCCCGUAGUGCGACAAGAGAAGAUCCUCAGAUAAAAAAGAAAAGUCUCUGGUGAGAGAAGGGAAGCUAAUCAUCAGACAAAAGGGAAGUUACCAUGAAACGAGAGGAGGAUAAUCGGUGGCUUUCUAAAGCAGACAGGGCUGGUCCUGCUUCGAGACGAGGGGAGACAAGCACUACUUCCUGAGGGAGGAAGAGAUGCUGUUGAGAAGGCAAAUGUCAAGAACACCUCGCUGACUGUCAUCAAGUAUCACAAGCACGUACCAGAAACAAUACACAAACUAAAAUCUUAGAAAACCAACCAGGAAUGCGGCACAUUUAUCAGUUGAGGUGGCAACACCGGCUAAUUAUACAAAUGAACCGUAUUGCAGCGAGCUUCGCUCAGAGCAAAGCCACUAAGGUUCAUGGACAGAAAGGUCAAGACAUUUGCAGUGAGCAGUACUCAGCGAAGCAGACGAAACUGCUAAGGCUGCGGGCCUAUGGUACGUUGAGGCUGUGCCUAGAGAAAGAGUUCCGGACACAGAACAAAAACAUUUCCACAAAGUACUAGCUGCAAGCUAUGAAGUGCAUCACCACAAGCCAAAGUCGUAGGUCUUUGAGAAAUCUGCAACGAUAGUUCAGUUCUUAGACUUCACACACAGUUCUUACCCACAGUUCAUCACCUCCCCAUUUUUAUGUUCACCCUCCGUGACACCCAAACAAGUUGCUCAAAAUAUCCAUUUGUCGCCCUUUGCUUGACUGUAGUAAAGGAUUUUUAUGUGUUGCUGGCUAAAUUCUCACUCGCAAAGAAAAGAUAUAUCUGAGAAGUAUUUCUACAUCAGAGACGGAUUUCCACAAGGCUACAGAAAACCUUUUUUUAUGCACAUGCUAGUAUUUUCUUUUUGGGAGAAUAUUUGUGGGCAAUGAAGAGGUUUCUCUCUAGAUUUAUGUGCCUGCAGGAACAUAAACCUUUUGAUAUUUCUCUCAUAAAAUUGGAAGGAGAAGGUCCAGAUAGCCAGCUGUCCUUGAUUUACAGUUUUUAAAUAGUUCCUCCCAUGCCUCUCUUGCGUUUUUGCCAGCUCAUGGAUGUGCGUUUUUUUCACAAAUGUCAUUGCAGAAGAGCAGUGUAUUUUAAUUGGUGCUGUUUGCUUCUUUUCUGUAAAUUGUUUGGUCCUGUUUGUACAUAUUUGUGUUUAAUUAAAAGGGGAAAGAGGAAAGAUGUGAAUAUAACUAUAUUGUUCUGUGUAAAUGUGCAAUGAAGUUACAAACAAGAACAUUUGGUAACAAUCUCGAGAAUUCUGUUGAACUCGUUUAAGGUCUCCUCAGGGUUGUCCUCUCAUUUGGUGAUAAACAAGACUUUAUCACUAACCAUAUAAUUCUCCCCAAAUCUCUUCAAGAAAUUUAAAGCGAGAUUUAAAAGAGGAAACCUUGAUGUGUAUAUUUAAGUUUUUAAGCCCGUUUAAACAAGAUUAUCCUUCUCAGCGGAAAAGAUGUUGAAGAUAGUUUACAAGGAAAUCGUCCAAGAGAGGAUAGUAAAUAAAAAAGAAUAACAAUAAUUGAUGAAUUCUUUGACUUCGCUAAAGGAACUGAAGAACAGUUUUCUGGUAGGGAAAGGCCUGUAGUUGUGGGUGGGAUGAGUGGGACGAUUUGUGCCAAGCUGCGUAUCUGUGAUAGGAACCUAGGGGGCAGAACACUCGCAUCUUGCCUCUUUUUCUACUGCAGGCCGUUCACCGGCCACGACUACAAUAAAGAACAAUUCUAAAAAUAUC